Molecule: messenger RNA, 2353 nt
Organism: Apodemus sylvaticus (European woodmouse)
Lineage: Eukaryota; Metazoa; Chordata; Mammalia; Rodentia; Muridae
Gene: Dnali1
Product: dynein axonemal light intermediate chain 1
Exons: 6
Coding region: 228-1004 (258 amino acids)
Cellular component (GO): filopodium; axoneme
Molecular function (GO): dynein heavy chain binding
Source: RefSeq, a predicted model, not a curated record
CAUCCCAACCUGAAUCAGACCUAACUCUAGGGCUCCAAUCUUGUUUACCUAGAAGCUUAAUGCUAGUGGAGAAAGCAGAGUAGAACAAAACUUGCACGCGGCGGGCACCGCCUUCCUCCGAGGCCCCGCCCUAUCCAUGGGGCAAGGAGAGGAGGGGUUUCCAUGGUGAUCGCAAACAAGGCUCCACCCGGAGGGGCCGCUACGGAGUUGCUACCCUUACUGCCACCAUGAUACCCCCCGCAGACUCUCUGCUCAAAUAUGACACCCCGGUGUUGGUGAGCCGGAAUACAGAAAAACGGAGCCCCAAGGCUCGGCCACUGAAAGUCACCGUCCAGCAGCCUGGACCCUCUGGUACAGGCCCACAGCCACCCAAGGCCAAGCUGCCCUCAACUUCCUGUGUCCCAGAUCCUACCAAACAGGCAGAAGAAAUCUUGAACGCCAUCCUGCCUCCAAGGGAGUGGGUGGAAGACACACAGCUAUGGAUCCAGCAGGUGUCCAGCACACCCAGCACCAGAAUGGAUGUGGUGCAUCUCCAGGAGCAGCUGGACCUGAAGCUGCAGCAGAGGCAGGCCAGGGAGACUGGCAUCUGCCCUGUGCGCAGGGAACUCUACUCCCAGUGUUUUGAUGAGCUGAUUCGGGAGGUCACCAUCAAUUGCGCAGAGAGAGGGCUGCUGUUGCUGCGUGUCCGGGAUGAGAUCCGCAUGACCAUCGCUGCCUACCAGACUCUGUAUGAGAGCAGUGUGGCAUUUGGCAUGAGGAAGGCACUGCAGGCUGAACAGGGGAAGUCAGACAUGGAGAGGAAAAUUACAGAAUUGGAGACUGAAAAGAGAGACUUGGAGAGGCAAGUGAAUGAACAGAAGUCGAAAUGCGAGGCCACCGAGAAGCGGGAGAGCGAGAGGCGACAGGUGGAGGAGAAGAAGCACAAUGAGGAGAUUCAGUUCCUGAAACGGACCAAUCAGCAAUUGAAGGCCCAACUGGAAGGCAUUAUUGCACCGAAGAAGUGAUCAUUUCCAUAUGGGUCUCAAGCAGGCCCCUUGCCCCAUAAGCCCAUUGUAAUAAAAAGCCAGUUUCCUGAGCGAACAAGCCAUCCCCUCCCCGGUUACCACUCAUGUAACUGUUAGAACCGUUGUCCCAGAGUCAUGAGGCACCUAAGGUCCUGCAGCCAGGCUCCUGGCUGGGCAAUGGAAGGUGGUGGAACCCUGUGUCCAUGUGCAGCUUAUAAAUUAGCCUGAGGUUGUGUCAUCUCACUAACUUAGGAAGCAAGUGUUUCUCAGAGACUGACUACCUUAGCACCGAGUUUGGUUCUCAGCUCACCUUAUACCUUGGGCUUCUCUGACCCCACCCUUCCUUGUCACCUUUCUCAUGUAAGCUUCAGGAAUUUGUUUCAAAGUUUGGUUUUAGACUAUAGGGGCUUUUUCCCAUCCGCUGAGUCAGCAGGACCCUGUCCUUAGUCAUCGUCCUGGCUUCAUGAGGAAACAGCAGAGUCCAAGCCAUGCUCACUAAGAGGUACAAAGUCCCGGUGUCUUGAGAGCUGUCUGCACCCAGGUCCUCCCCACACCAUUUGAAUACUUUCUGCUGGAUAACAAAGCCUGAUUCUACACUCCCUAGAUAGCUACUAAGAAUGGCUAAGGAGGUAGCCACAUCUCACAUGUAGUUCUAGACAAAUUAUGGACUGAAUGCAUAUUUAUAGAUCCAGAAGACUAUCUGUAUCAGAUACAGACAAAUCUCCAUUGGGGAAAAGCCCAGGGAAGGAGGGGAGAAUGAACCUGGUGACACCCAUUAUUCAGUCAAGUGGCACUAACAUUAUCUUCCAAUUGGUAGGAAUGCCGAGGGUUCACAGUAGCCCUGAAGAGGGGGCCAGAAGGGGUUCACUCCUGGGCAGCUUUGACCUCCAUCCCAAUCUAAGCUUACUGCAAGGCCUAUGAACCCCAAGAGCUGUUCUGGGUUGAAUGUAUCCCAACACUCUGAUCUUAUACUAGAAGUCACAAUCCUGGACCCUCACCCAGUAUCCUGAGGAAUUAGGUCGCCACUACCACAACCUGCCUGUGAAGCCAUGUUCCUGGAACAGCAUGGUCUGUGGUGUGCUGGCUUUGUGGGUGGUGCAGGAAAAUAUCCAUACCCUAAAUGACGUUGCUGGGGCACUCCUCCUGCCUCUAAACCUCACCUGAAUGUCUCUGAAGCACUGGUGCUUCACAGCUGUGUAGAGUUCUAGCCCCAGCGCUGCUCAGUAGUGUAAGAGAAAUACGCAUGUCUGUAGACGCAUACAAGAGGGUCACACACUGGAGGAACUGAGGGCCAGGUCAAGUGUUUGAAAAACUGUGGGGCUGAGGACUUCCUGUUGCCACAGAACUAG